AUGGCGAUGAGGCUGCUGCCGUGCGCCGUGGCGGUCCUCCUCCUGGCGGCCGCCCUGCGUCUGGACAGCUGCCACGGCGCCAAGGUGCUGGUGAUGCCCACCAUCGUCUUCGACAGCCACCUGCGGGUGUUCGUGCGGGUGGCGGAAGCACUGAACGACCGGGGUCACGAGGCUGUGCUGCUCCUGCACGAGGGCCGGGAAUCCGAGCCCGUCCCGCCAGGCCUGCGCGUGCAAACAUACAAGGGGAUCUUCAGCACGGAGAGCGCAGACGCCUGGGUGCAGGAGAAGAUCCGGGGAGUCUUCCAGGGGAAGAAGACCUCCCUGGAGAUCUUCUCCUUCCUGGAGAAGUACUUGGAAAACUGCGACCUGGUGCUGGGGGACACAGCCCUCCUGCAGCGGCUCUGGGGGGAAGGCUUUGACUUGUUCGUGGUAGACCCCAACGAGAUGUGUGGCUUCAUCCUGGCCCACCUCCUUGGCGUCAAGUACGCCGUGAUCUCCACCGGCUUCUGGUACCCGGCCGAGAUCGGCGCCACGGCGCACUCCCUGAUGACGGACAGGAUGGGGCUGACGGGCCGGGCGUGGAAUCUCCUGGUCUACGUGAUCACCCGCAUGGCUACCAAGCUGCUCAUCCUGCCCAAGUUCGACCACCUCAUGGAGAAACACGGGGUGGAGCCGCGCACGUCCAUGCUGGAGCUCGUCCACGGGACCAGCCUCUUCUUCCUGUGCAACGACGUGGUGCUGGACUUUCCUCAGCCCACACUGCCCCACGUCGUUUUCACCGGCAAGUUCCCAGCCCAGCCCGGUUCCCCUCGGCUUCCCGUCUCUGUCUUUUCUGCCAGGUACUUUGGCCAGAAGCCGCCUAACCUGGGUGAGAACACGCUCAUGUUGGAGUGGCUGCCCCAGAACGACCUGCUGGGUCACCCCAACGUGAAAGCCUUCGUCAGCCACUGUGGGAUGAACGGCAUCUUCGAGGCCAUCUACCACGGCGUGCCGGUGGUGGGCUUCCCCUUCUACGGGGACCAGUUCGACAUCAUGACGAGAGUCCAGGCCAAGGGUCACCCCAACGUGAAAGCCUUCGUCAGCCACUGUGGGAUGAACGGCAUCUUCGAGGCCAUCUACCACGGCGUGCCGGUGGUGGGCUUCCCCUUCUACGGGGACCAGUUCGACAUCAUGACGAGAGUCCAGGCCAAGGGCAUGGGGAUCCUCAUGGACUGGAGCCGAGUGAGCGAAGAGGCCCUGUACCAAGCGGUGGUCACCAUCCUCGCCGAGCCCAGCUACGAGAGAGCAGCCAAGCAGAUCUCGGCUCUGCACCGCGACACGCCCAUGCCCGCCUGGGGCCGUCCCCGUGUCUCCGCCAUGGCGCUCAGGACUCCUUUGGGCGCAGCCGGCUCGGAGCUGUGA
Pelodiscus sinensis (Chinese soft-shelled turtle) is the source of this 1401-nucleotide messenger RNA. Lineage: Eukaryota; Metazoa; Chordata; Testudines; Trionychidae. The record is from RefSeq and is a predicted model, not a curated record.